GGCGGAAAUUGCCGGUGUUUGAAAAUUUCACUACAACCCGAUUAUCUCAUUAAAUUUUAGUUAGAAAUUUUGUAAUUUUAUCCUUAAUUUAAACACGAUGCAGACGAACGAUAUUCUUAAUACAAUUAAACGAUUUGAUGCCUACCCCAAAACGCUGGAAGAUUUUCGAGUUAAAACUCUUGGAGGUGGCGCAGUUACUGUUGUGAGUGGCUUACUCAUGUUCUUGCUUUUUGUAUCAGAAUUGAGCUACUACUUGUCAGUCGAUGUUUCUCCAGAGUUAUUUGUUGAUACGGCAAGAGACCAAAAGACAAGAAUCAACAUGGCUGUGUAUUUUCCAAAGUUGCCUUGUGUUUAUAUAAGUAUUGAUGCAAUGGAUAUAUCUGGUGAACAACAGAUUGAUGUUGACCACAAUGUUUUCAAGAGAAGAAUGGACGAACAUGGGAAUCCUAUUGAUAAUCAUGAAGGAGAAAAAGGAGGAUUGGGAGAUAAAAGUGAAGAAGCCAAAGAAAUAUUGAAGCUUGACAAAGACAGAUGUGAAAGUUGUUAUGGCGCAGAGACGAUUGAAAAACCGUGUUGCAAUACCUGCGCUGAGGUGCAGGAUGCGUAUCGGAAGAAAGGAUGGGCCCUUAAAGAUGCUGACUCAAUUUCACAGUGUUCUCGUGAAGGAUGGAAAGUUAAACUGGAGGCCCAGAAGAAUGAAGGUUGUGAAGUCCAUGGUUAUCUUGAAGUUACUAAGGUCGCAGGAAAUUUUCACUUUGCUCCAGGAAAGAGUUUUCAACAACAACAUAUUCAUGUGCAUGAUUUGCAACCCUUUGGUGGUCACCAGUUUAAUCUAACACAUCACAUCAGACAUCUAUCCUUUGGUGAAAAAUACCCAGGGAUUAAAAACCCUCUGGAUGAUAAUUUAGUUAUUUCAGACAAAGCUGGAAGUAUGUACCAGUAUUUUGUCAAGAUUGUGCCAACGGUUUAUAAGAAGCUCAAUGGCGAGGUUCUUCAUACUAACCAGUUUAGUGUAACUAAACAUCGUCGAACGGUGAAGCAAGUCACGGGAGCAAAUGGUCUUCCAGGGGUGUUUGUUUUGUACGAGUUCUCUCCAAUGAUGGUUCAGUAUACUGAAAAGAGACGAUCAUUCAUGCAUUUUUUAACCGGUGUUUGUGCUAUCAUUGGGGGAAUAUUUACUGUGGCUGGUCUUGUUGACUCAUUCAUUUAUCAUUCCUCAAAAGUCCUAAAAGAGAAGAUUGAGCUGGGAAAAGCUGGAUGAUUCGGUUGAUUUGAGGCAGGAAUUCAGGUUGAAAAGAAUAUUUAAUAAACGCUAUGGCUGGUUGGUUCAAUUCAUCUUUUCAACAAAUGAUUAUUAAUGGAUGAAUUGAAUCAAUCAACUGCAGAACAAAGAAUGUAAAAAAAUUUUCGUAAAUUUGUAGCGAUGUUGGAUAAAAUAUAACAUAUUUGAAGAUAACCCAGCGCUGCCUGGAUCUGUUCAGAAACCACCUGAAAUGCAUUUCACCUCUCAGCUUCUUGUAUAUUUUAGGCAGUAAAUAAAAUAGGUCCAUUUAUAUAUAUUUUGCAUCAGUUAAACUAUAUAAUGCUUAAUCCAAUCCUUUAAGGUUUGGUUUUUGGAUAAGGAUUAUGGUCUGAUUUAGGAUUAAAGAAGUAAGGAUUAUAUUCUUGGAUUCUGGACAUGGAU
Dendronephthya gigantea is the source of this 1684-nucleotide messenger RNA. Its product is annotated as endoplasmic reticulum-Golgi intermediate compartment protein 3-like. The transcript has 17 exons. Gene Ontology annotation, biological process: endoplasmic reticulum to Golgi vesicle-mediated transport; retrograde vesicle-mediated transport, Golgi to endoplasmic reticulum. The coding region runs from base 98 to 1261 and encodes 387 amino acids. Lineage: Eukaryota; Metazoa; Cnidaria; Anthozoa; Malacalcyonacea; Nephtheidae. The record is from RefSeq and is a predicted model, not a curated record. Gene Ontology annotation, cellular component: endoplasmic reticulum; COPII-coated ER to Golgi transport vesicle; endoplasmic reticulum membrane.